Vitis riparia (riverbank grape) is the source of this 1191-nucleotide messenger RNA. RefSeq names its product probable carboxylesterase 17. The coding region runs from base 74 to 1003 and encodes 309 amino acids. Lineage: Eukaryota; Viridiplantae; Streptophyta; Magnoliopsida; Vitales; Vitaceae. The transcript has a single exon. The record is from RefSeq and is a predicted model, not a curated record. Gene Ontology annotation, molecular function: hydrolase activity.
UCAGAAAACUCUCUGCAAUUUCACAGAAAUUUGCCACUUUCAGAUCAUCCCAACUAAAAAGGUUUUGAUAACCAUGUCCAUGGUUGCAGAAGAGCCAGGCUUCAUUCAAAUCUUCUCUGAUGGUUCAGUAAAACGCCCUGAACGUGAAACCUCCCCUGCCUCAGAAGAUUCAUCAUCCACUGGAUACAAGUCCAAGGAUGUGAUAAUUGACUCAACAAAACCAAUUUCUGGGAGGAUUUUUGUCCCUGAUACUCCGGCUUCCUCUAGCCUCCUGCCAGUUCUAGUUUACUUCCAUGGCGGCGGUUUCUGCGUCGGCACAGCCACAUGGCUUGGCUACCUCACUUUCCUUGGAGACUUUGCCGUGGCCGCCCAAUCAAUAGUCCUCUCUGUGGACUACCGCCUUGCGCCUGAACACAGGCUCCCUACAGCUUAUGAUGAUUGUUAUUGCUCACUAGAGUGGCUAAGUAAGCAGGUGAGCUCUGAACCAUGGCUUCAGAGAGCUGACCUCUCUCGUGUGUUUCUGUCAGGGGACAGCGCCGGAGGGAACAUUGCGCACAAUAUUGCUAUCAGGGCCAUUCAAAAGGGUUGUGAUGAGGUAAAGAUUAAAGGGAUGUUGCCCAUACAUCCAUAUUUUGGGAGUGAGGAGAGGAUUGAUAAGGAAAAGGCAAGUGAAUCAGCCAAGGAUGUGGGGUUGACUGACUUGUUGUGGAAACUAAGCUUGCCAGAAGGAUCAAACCGUGAUUAUUUUGGGUGUAAUUUUGAGAAGGCAGAGCUGUCCAGGGAUGAAUGGGGUCGGUUUCCGGCAGUGGUGGUCUAUGUGGCCGGCUUGGAUUUCUUCAAAGAAAGGGGAGUUAUGUAUGCAGGCUUUUUGGAGAAGAAAGGGGUGGAGGUGAAGCUGGUGGAAGCUAAAGGAGAGCAGCAUGUGUAUCAUAUGUUCCAUCCAAAAUCCGAGGCCACUCGCUUGCUGCAGAAGCAAAUGAGUGAGUUCAUACACAGCUUUUAGCCUCUCAUUUUGCCAUGGUCGAUUCAUCAGCUUCUCUUCUAGUUAUCUAUUAGGCAUGCAUCCUAUCAGCAUAGAUAUGGGAUUUGCAGCAAAUACCAAGUUGUAAUUCUGCUCAAAAUUUCUAAGUGAAACUCAUGUUGUAGUAAUGUAAUCACAAUAAAAGUUGUUUUCUGGUGCUCUAGCCUGAA